Messenger RNA from Paramuricea clavata, 782 nucleotides. Lineage: Eukaryota; Metazoa; Cnidaria; Anthozoa; Malacalcyonacea; Plexauridae. The record is from the annotation of a GenBank genome assembly.
AAGAAGAAAGUACAAAUGAUCAACCUUCAAUAGUUUUUAAAGAAAACGACUGGACACGAGUUAAAGAGGGCGCUGCAUCGAGAGCUCGAGCUGAGGGUAAUGACCGUGACUGCUUUGUGGUAGAAAAUCCCAACAGAUAUUCCAUACUGAACGACGAAGCGACAAGCGACCAAGAAACAACAAAAUCAGCCCAAACGGAAAGUAAGAAGGAAAAUCAUCCGAGAAAGAAAAAGUCAGGUGAACGUAAAUCUGAUGACCCCACAACAGACUAUGAAACUGUAAUUGUUGUGGGAGAUUCAAUGAUCAAACACCUCGACAAAGGACGACUACGAAGAUCAGUAGCUAAGAAAGCUCUGAAAAUCUCUACGGAAUCUUACAGUGGUGCGAACUGUGAUGCCAUGAAACAUCAUAUCAGACCCUGUCUCGCUAAAAAUCCUGAUACAGUGAUUCUACACGUCGGCACUAACGAUAUGGCACAGAAAAAUGCGAAAGAAAUUGUGAAAGGAGUCGUUGAAAUUGGUAAUAUUAUCCAGAACCAAAGUCCCAACACCAAAGUGGUCAUAUCUGAGCUGAUCACAAGGACGGACACACCAGAAAACAGAAGAAAAGUGGCUGAGGUAAAUGCUGUUCUUUUAACUAAUUGUAAGAAGAACAAAUGGGGUCAUAUAACCCAUGCAAAUAUCCAAGCAAAACAUAUUAAUCCAUAUGGUAUCCAUCUCAAUAGAGCAGGAACACCAAUGUUAGCUAAGAAUAUUAUAAGUUUUUUGAAUGAGCAAAAUUGA